Fraxinus pennsylvanica is the source of this 1599-nucleotide messenger RNA. The record is from the annotation of a GenBank genome assembly. NCBI's taxonomy places the organism in Eukaryota, Viridiplantae, Streptophyta, Magnoliopsida, Lamiales, Oleaceae.
AUGAGCAAAAAUUCAGUCGCAUGCCAUUCUAUUGGCAACACCAAUACUCAGCCACAAUUGCAUAGGACUUACCAAGUUGUGGUUGCUGCAACUCGUGAUAUGGGCAUUGGGAAAGAUGGCAAGUUACCGUGGAAAUUGCCUUCAGAUCUUAAGUUUUUCAAGGAGAUAACAAUGACUACUUCAGAUCCGGAGAAAAAGAAUGCCGUUAUAAUGGGGAGGAAAACUUGGGAAAGCAUUCCCCCUCAAUUUCGACCUUUGCCAGGUCGCCUCAAUGUAAUACUCACUCGUUCUGGGAGUUCUGAUAUUGCUACUGCAGAUAAUGUCAUCAUAUGUGGUAGUAUUCCAUCUGCUCUAAAAUUGUUAUCAGAACCCCCAUACAAUAUUUUGAUACAGAAGGUUUUCAUGAUAGGAGGUGGCCAGAUAUUAGGGGAAGCACUUAAUGCUCCGGAAUGUGAUGCUGUCCACAUGACUGAAAUAGAGAGUCAUAUGGAAUGUGACACUUUUAUUCCUCCAGUUGAUCUGUCGGUCUAUCAGCCAUGGUACAUGUCGUCGCCCGUGGUGGAGAACAAAAUCCGAUAUUUUUUUGUGACUUUUGUACGUUUGAAGACUUCCACUAUGGGACCUACCAAUUCCAGCCUUGAGGUGAGUUAUACGGGUAGUAUUUCAGACUACAAGAAGCUCAAAGUCUCGAAUUUCACUUUCCUGCCGAAGAUGAUAUUUGAGAAGCACGAGGAGUUUCUCUAUUUGAAAUUGGUUCAAGAUAUUAUUUCAAAUGGCAAUGACAAAGGUGACCGGACAGGUGCUGGUACUCUUUCAAAAUUUGGGUGCCAGAUGCGCUUUAAUCUACGGAAAUCUUUUCCACUUCUCACUACUAAGAGUGUUUUUUGGCGAGGAGUUGUUGAAGAGCUUUUGUGGUUUAUUAGUGGAUCUACCAAUGCUAAGGUUCUACAGGAAAAAGCCAUUAAUAUAUGGGAUGGAAAUGCAUCCAGGGAAUACCUUGACAGUAUAGGACUUACAGACAGGGAAGAGGGUGAUUUAGGGCCAGUAUAUGGGUUUCAAUGGAGGCACUUUGGUGCCAGCUACACCAACAUGCAUGCUGACUACACUGGCCAAGGAUUUGAUCAAUUAUUAGAUGUCAUAGACAAGAUCAAGAAUGAACCCAAUGACAGGCGAAUUAUUCUCUCUGCUUGGAAUCCUUCUGAUCUCAAGUUGAUGGCAUUACCCCCUUGCCACAUGUUUGCACAGUUUUAUGUAGCCAAUGGCGAGCUAUCGUGUCAGAUGUAUCAGCGCUCGGCUGAUAUGGGUCUUGGGGUGCCUUUUAACAUCGCAACAUAUGCUCUAUUGACAUGCAUGAUUGCUCAUGUUUGUGGUCUUGUUCCAGGUGAUUUAAUCCAUAUAAUUGGAGAUGCUCAUGUUUAUAAGACACAUAUCAGUCAUCUACAGGAGCAACUUAAAAAAAAUCCAAAGCCUUUCCCGUUUUUGAAGAUCAACCCGCAGACAAAGGACAUCGAUUCAUUUGACCGAAAGACAAAUACUGUGGACAAAGGUUUGAGACACAGGAAAUAUAGUUGGGAUUCUGCAGAUAAUGAGCACCUGUAG